AUGGACCACUUUCCAGGAACUUGGGGCCGUCCUAGAAAUGAUGUUUACGGAGCUUACAACCCAUCAUAUCUUCAGACUACGGGUCCGAAGGCACAUACAUCAUCGCCAGCCGUGACAGGAACAUCAGUAAUUGGUGUCAAGUUUAACGGCGGUGUCGUUCUGGCCACCGACAACCUAGCAUCAUACGGAUCUCUGGCACGCUUCACCGAUGUCAAGCGUCUGCGAGUUUUCGGCGACAAGGCUGUUGUCGGCUUCGGUGGAGAUGUCUCCGACAUGCAACACAUUGACCGUCUACUCGAAUCGAUCGAUAUCCGAGAGAACUACUCGAAUCACGGCAACAUGCUUAACGCCAAGAACCUGCACACCUACCUCGCCAAGGUCUUCUAUAAACGGCGGUCUGAUUUCAACCCGCUGUGGAACCAUGUUCUCGUUGCCGGGUUCGACGCCGAAGGAAAUCCAUUCCUUAGCUCAGCGGAUUUGCUGGGAACAACAUUUUCCGGUCCUCACCUAGCCACCGGAUUUGGUGCCCACCUCGCCGUCCCGAUCCUGCGGCGCUUGUUUCCCGAGGAGAAGCCGAUCGAAGAGAUUACCAAGGAGCAGGCUGUUGCCGCUCUGAAGGACUGCCUGAAGGUUCUCUUCUACCGAGACGCACGCAGCACGGACAAAUAUUCGAUAGCAGUGAUUUCUCAGGAUGGUAUUGAGUUGCACGAGGAUGAGCAGAUCGAAAGUCAGAGCUGGGCUUUUGCCGAGCGGAUCAAGGGUUAUGGUGCUCAGACAAACUAG
Penicillium taxi is the source of this 783-nucleotide messenger RNA. It is a transcript of the gene pre4, whose product is annotated as proteasome core particle subunit beta 7. The transcript has 3 exons. Gene Ontology annotation, cellular component: proteasome core complex. The record is from RefSeq and is a predicted model, not a curated record. NCBI's taxonomy places the organism in Eukaryota, Fungi, Ascomycota, Eurotiomycetes, Eurotiales, Aspergillaceae. Bases 1 to 783 code for a protein of 260 amino acids.